Molecule: messenger RNA, 813 nt
Organism: Aedes albopictus (Asian tiger mosquito)
Lineage: Eukaryota; Metazoa; Arthropoda; Insecta; Diptera; Culicidae
Product: ATP synthase subunit s, mitochondrial-like
Exons: 2
Coding region: 114-716 (200 amino acids)
Source: RefSeq, a predicted model, not a curated record
ACAAAUUUCAGUAAUCUUCAAUAAAAGUGUGAACAGACAUUUCGAUUGUUUUGAUCAAAUACUGAAGCGCAUUAAACACCAUAAUAUUAUUAAAUUUUAUUGAAAAAUAAAAUAUGUUGGCCUUACAAGCGCUACGAAACAUUGGGCCAACAGUGGCCGGUAGGGCACGGAACUCCCCCACAACAGUAACAACCACCCGUCACUUUUGGGGAUGGAUCAACAUGAUGUUCAACCGGGUGGACACCGCACGACUCAAGGUGGUCGGCCCGGAUCGGCUAUGUGCCGAGUGGCUCCUUCGGAACGGUGCCAGGGCAAAAUUCGUCAACGUACCACACGAACAAGUUAACUACAAUCUGCUGCCGAACGAGUCGGUCCCGGUACUGAUCGAGGAGUUUGACGGAACGGAUUCCGGAAUCAUGCACAUUGGCUUCGAUCACCUGAAGGGUCUGACCCGGCUUAGGAAGAUUAAGCUGCACAAUUGCGUCUACCUGGAAGACCAAGCGCUGGCUAAGUUACAUUUCGUUGCUCACACCCUCGAGGAACUGGAGGUUUCAAACUGCAAAAAUAUAACAGACUUUGGGUUGUUGACGCUGAGAGAUUUGAAGAAGUUGAAACAGCUCAGCACCCACAAUUUACCGUACGUGAAGAAUUUGCAGAAAGUUGAAGAGGAAUUAAGAAAAUCGCUGCCCAACUGUAACCUGGAUCUGAAGCCCUGAAUGUGUUCCGAAGAAGCUGAGCAUUGCGUAUUUACCUACCUCCUAGUCAUGUAUUGCAUUAUGAGUUGUGUUUGAAUAAAGUAAAUUACACGUUUAA